AUGCUCAACGUCACCUUGGUGACAGGAUUUCUUCUCUUGGGGUUUUCUGAGGACCCCGCAUGGCAGACACUCUGUGGUCUGCUCUUCCUGCUGCUGUACCUGGUGGCUCUGAUGAGCAACCUUCUCGUUGUCACCAUUCUUACCCUGGACCCACAACUCCAAGCACCCAUGUACUUCUUCCUGAAGAACCUGUCCUUACUGGAUGUCUCCCUGGUGUCCGUCCCAAUCCCGAAGUUCAUUUUCAACAGUCUGAUUCAUGACAAUUCCAUUUCCAUUCCAGGCUGUGCCUUCCAGCUUCUUCUAAUGACUUCCUUCUCGGCAGGUGAGAUAUUCAUGCUCACAGCCAUGUCCUAUGACCGCUAUGUGGCCAUCUGCUGUCCCCUGCACUAUGAAGCCAUUAUGAAUGGCGACACCUGUGUGUUGAUGGCAGGUGUUUCCUGGGCCAUGGGGGUGCUCUUUGGAGCUGUGUACAGUGCUGGCACAUUUUCUGGGCACUUCUGUGGCUCCCAUGUGAUCCCAGAGUUUUUCUGCAAUGUCCCCUCCUUACUUGAAGUUUCCUGCUCCGACACGCUCCUGGUGGUCUACCUCAGCAUGGCCAUCGGGGUGUGUCUGAGCCUGUCGUGUUUUUUCUGCAUUGUGCUCUCCUACGUUCACAUUCUCUCCACUGUGCUGAGGAUUCCAUCCCUGAAAAGUCAGUCGAAGGCGUUUACCACAUGCCUCCCGCAUCUUGUGGUCUUCACAGUCUUUGUCCUGAGUGCAUUCACUGUUUACCUGAGGCCUCCUUCGGAGGCACCCUCGGUGGUCAGCCGGCUGCUUUCUGUGAUCUACACCGUGCUACCUCCAAUCCUGAAUCCUGUCGUCUACACCUUGAGGAAUAGUGACAUGAAGCGGAGUCUGAGGAGGCUGCUGCCAGCCCUGCCUGCUCCCUGGGUGUCCCUCACCUAA
Molecule: messenger RNA, 945 nt
Organism: Octodon degus (degu)
Lineage: Eukaryota; Metazoa; Chordata; Mammalia; Rodentia; Octodontidae
Product: olfactory receptor 14A2-like
Exons: 1
Coding region: 1-945 (314 amino acids)
Biological process (GO): G protein-coupled receptor signaling pathway
Cellular component (GO): membrane
Molecular function (GO): G protein-coupled receptor activity; olfactory receptor activity
Source: RefSeq, a predicted model, not a curated record